AUGGACGCCUUCGCCCCCGCCCCACCCCCACCGACCCCCCUGGGCCGGUACCGAAUCCUCUCCUCCACCGCAGGCAUCCGAGUCUCGCCCCUCCAACUCGGCGCAAUGUCGAUCGGCAGCGCAUGGUCGAGCGCGCUCGGCACCAUGAGCAAAGAAUCGUCCUUCUCGCUGCUGGACGCGUACACCAGCAUGGGCGGCAACUUCAUCGACACAUGCAACAACUACCAGAACGGCGAAUCGGAGAGCUGGCUCGGCGAAUGGAUGUCCCUGCGAGGCAACCGGGACCAACUAGUGCUAUCAACGAAAUACACCGGCGAAUACGCGGCGCACUCGAUCGCGGACGGAAAAGGGAAAACGAUCAACCACUCCGGGAACCAUCGACGGAGCCUGCACAUGAGCGUGCGCGAUUCGUUGCGGAAACUGGGCACGGAGUAUAUUGACAUUCUGUAUGUGCAUUGGUGGGAUUACACCACGUCGGUGGAGGAGGUCAUGGACAGUCUGCACUAUCUGGUGGAACGCGGCCAGGUGCUGUAUCUGGGGAUCUGCAACGCGCCGGCGUGGGUGGUGAGUGAGGCGAACGUGUAUGCGCGGAUGAGCGGGAAGACGCAGUUUAGUAUCUACCAGGGACGGUGGAAUGUGAUGGUGAGGGAUUUGGAGAGGGAGGUGAUUCCGAUGGCGAGACGGUUUGGGAUGGCGAUUGCGCCGUGGGAUGCGGUCGGUGGGGGCCGGCUGCAGAGUAAGGGGGCGAUGGAGGAGAGGAGGAGGAAGGGCGAGGGCGUCAGGGAUAUGAUGGGGUCGGGGGCCUGGCAGACGGAGCAGGAGGUGAAGAUGAGUGAGGCCUUGGAGCAGGUUGCAGGCCAGAUUGGGGACGUGUCGGUCACGGCGGUGGCGUUGGCGUAUUUGAUGGCCAAGACGACGAAUGUGUUUCCGCUCGUCGGGGGAAGGAAGGUGGAGCAUUUGAGGGAUAAUAUCAAGGCGUUGGAGGUGAGGUUGUCUGAGGAUCAGGUGAGGUUCUUGGAGGGUGUCAAUGGUGGGUUGGUCAAGGGGUUUCCCUAUGAUAUGCUGGGCGAGGAGCCCGGCGUGUCGGGCGGGACGGGCCCGUCGUUGGCGAAUGCAGGGACCGUGGAUUGUGUGCGGUACUCGAGGGCGAUUGGGUAUGAGUGA
Molecule: messenger RNA, 1164 nt
Organism: Aspergillus heteromorphus CBS 117.55
Lineage: Eukaryota; Fungi; Ascomycota; Eurotiomycetes; Eurotiales; Aspergillaceae
Product: aryl-alcohol dehydrogenase
Exons: 1
Coding region: 1-1164 (387 amino acids)
Source: RefSeq, a predicted model, not a curated record